AUGGUUUUACAGUCGUGGUCAAAGGCAAACUCAAACAACUCAUGGGGUCAAAAUAUCCAGCAGUCAUGGGUCACAUCAAUACUUGCUUUUGGGAUGAUAUCCGGCCUACCGCCAGUUGUCAUGUGGUUUUCGAUCACGUUGGCUCACUUCGAUAGUGACUUCUCUCAAACAUGGGCAACAUGGCACUUAGAAAGGGCCAAGGCAUUUAUAAAUCAUUAUCUUCCAAGACCUAGCUCUAAAGCGUUGAACUUGUAUUUGGCUUGGGUUUUGUUUCAAGCAAUUCUCUAUACUUUCUUGCCAGGCUACGGGACCGGUCAAUUGACACCUGCUGGAAAUCUCUUGAGCUACAAUAUCAAUGGCUUGCUUGCGUGGCAGUUGACUAUCGCUCUGGCAAUAUGUGCUAUGAUCACAGGAUACAUUCACCCAACAAUCAUCGCGGAGAAUUGGGAGGGCUUGCUAAUUUCGGCAAACAUUUAUGAAUACCUCUUAUCUGCUGUGACAGGCUUCGAAGAACUCGAUGAGGUCUUUCGGCCGUGA
Messenger RNA from Venustampulla echinocandica, 537 nucleotides. RefSeq lists its product as uncharacterized. The transcript has a single exon. Gene Ontology annotation, cellular component: endoplasmic reticulum membrane. The record is from RefSeq and is a predicted model, not a curated record. Gene Ontology annotation, biological process: brassinosteroid biosynthetic process; cholesterol biosynthetic process. Gene Ontology annotation, molecular function: 7-dehydrocholesterol reductase activity. The coding region runs from base 1 to 537 and encodes 178 amino acids. Lineage: Eukaryota; Fungi; Ascomycota; Leotiomycetes; Helotiales; Pleuroascaceae.